Lytechinus variegatus (green sea urchin) is the source of this 4698-nucleotide messenger RNA. RefSeq lists its product as uncharacterized. NCBI's taxonomy places the organism in Eukaryota, Metazoa, Echinodermata, Echinoidea, Temnopleuroida, Toxopneustidae. Gene Ontology annotation, biological process: signal transduction. Gene Ontology annotation, molecular function: protein binding. The transcript is spliced from 17 exons. The coding region runs from base 1 to 4698 and encodes 1565 amino acids. The record is from RefSeq and is a predicted model, not a curated record.
AUGGCUCUUCAACUGAUGAAAAUAGCAAAAUUGCUGAACCCAGCCAAAACUGAAUCGCCAAGUAACAUCAAUAGAAGCACAGUCAAAUCAUGUUCUGAGACCGGUUACUUUGGAGACAAUGGUUCUUCUUGUCAUACUAAAAGCCCCGAUCACAUCGCUCAGAAUGGCUCUAAGUGUGCUGGUGGCUGUACACUUGCAACACAUCCAACAAGUUUAACCAAGAAGCAAUCCACUCCUGUCCCUGAUCCUUCUUACACCAAACCUACCAAGUCUUGUGACCUAGACGAGUUGGACCUGAGAUACAUAACCAUUCGUCGCGUGUCACAUCUCAACUCCAGCAAUUUAACUCAAACAAGUAAACCUGACCAAACAGACGGCACAUCAGAGUCAUACUCACAGGUUGUCAGAACCUUCACUGGUGAUCGAGAUGACAGCACACGUUACGAGAAGAAGACACCAAACCCUUUACCGUCGGGGAUAGAUAACCAAUUAUCGGCUAGUGCUAGGAUGAAUCUAUCACGCAGCAUUGGACACAAAUCGUCGUGUACCAGGGUGGCAGGGUAUCGUAUAAUACAAGUCGCUGAAGUUAGUGGACAUGACAUAUCACCUUUAUCCAAUGGUGGUUGCUCUCCCGAUAUGGCGAACAUGCUCCUACUGAGGUCUGGUGACGUGGAACCAAACCCGGGUCCAAAUACCAAGCUUGAGGAUCUAAGUGAGCAUGAAUUGUAUCUCCUUGCUGACGGUAUAGAUCCAUCAGACCUUAGGAAGGUCGGACUAGCUCUAGAAUUCACUGAAGCUCAAAUAGGUCGAUUCAAGGAAGACAACAUUGGAAACAUAAUGCUAGCUACCUACAAGAUGCUUUGCGAAUGGCUCAAAACAGUUCGGCAGGAAGAAGCGAGGAAAAUAUUGUCAACCAAGUUACAAGACAUACAUCUGGUACAGCUGGCAAACAGUGUUCUAAAAGGCCAGGCCGGUGAUCACAUACCAUCACUGACAGAAGAGGAAAUCCAACGGGUCAUCAAAGAGGUCAAAGAAUAUUCUGCCCUUCAUCACUGUCAGAUUCCAGCAGAUCCACUGAACAGCAGUCUUCUAUUUCAAUUAGAUCAGAUCUUCACCAAUUUAACGUUGAUAGAAGAAGGCCGAGGAGCAACCCUAAAGGCACCGCUACUCUACGCAGACCUGCUCAAGACUAAAGUCAACGGAGUCCUUCCUAAACGUUUGUUGGUUGAAGGUGAAGGUGGUGUGGGGAAAACAACUCUUUGCUCGAAGAUUGUUUGGGACUGGAUUCAUGGAGCUGGCUACCAAGAUUUCAAACUGGUUCUUCUCGUCCUUCUACGUGAUUUAGAGGGUAAGACUCUUGGAGAGAUAAUAAAGUCUUACCUCCCAGACGACAAUAUGGUUACAGCCAUGCAACUAAACAAGUAUGUCUUCUCACAUCAGAAAGACGUCUUUCUUGUUCUUGACGGCCUAGAUGAGCUAGCUGGCGAUCUUAAGAGCUCUCAUCAAAUCCCCCUUAUCAUCCUCAAUCAGCUGUUUAAGUCAGGGAGAGUGCUAAUCACGUCUAGAAGAUGGCGGUCAGAUGAGAUACGGAUGAAUUUGGAUCUUAGAAAGGUGUAUGCUUUCAUUGCCGUCGAAGGCUUUUCUGCUGACAAUCUGUCUUCCUACGUCACUAAGUUCUUUCAUCCAGACACAACAUCAGCUGAGGACUUGAAUCGAUUUAUUUCAAACAACGGUGUGAUCAGAGAGAACAUGGCUCCCUUCCCGAUAUACACAGUUAUGCUGUGCAUCAUGUGGAAAGACUUCGACGGCGAACGCCGUGGAGCAAUGUCCAAGCUUCAGACAUUUUCCCAACUGUUUGAUGAGAUGAUCCACUUCUUAGUAGAUCAUUAUCUUUCCAAGCUCAAUAUGUCUGCUCGUAAUAUUGAUGGAGAAAUGGAUAGGAAACGGAAGGACAUUCUACGUCAUCUAUCCAAUAUCGGUUGCCUAGCCUUGCAGGGGCUCCAUGAAAGGAGACUGGUGUUCACUGAAGAAGAAUUUCAGAGAUUGCCGGGUUCUGUGGAUACAGGUUGCCAAGUUGGAGUACUCACUAAACAAACGCAAACUCCCUCUCGGAGAGAGAGAAGACACCAUUCUCAUUCUGCAGUCUCAUCUGUCCAGUUCCCUCAUAAGCUGUUUCAGGAGUAUCUAUCAGGGAUGUAUCUGGCAUCUCUUCACAACUCAAACAGAAGCGAGUACGACAGGUUGAUGAAGAAUAUAAUCGUCAACGCAAGUGAAUUCCGGGAGCUUCUAUACUUCACCUCGGCCCAACAGAAGGGAGUCGGAUUGGAUAUCAUAACUCGUCUCAUAGCAUCAACAUCAACACGAUCAACUGUACAUGGGCGUAACGAUGACUACAUUGCUGAUAUAGCAUAUGAGAGUCAAGACCAAACAGUGGCUAAAGCUGUGGCAGAUCAUCUAUCGACUUCAUCCAGCAAGACACUUGUGAUCGAGGGGGAGAAGAUACCGGCGCACACAGUAGCGGGACAUAUCUUCAUCGUGAAUCAUCGUAAUGUGGACCUGGCUGACUUCAUGUGCUCCUCAUCUACUCUGAGAUCAGCAUGGAUCGUUAUCUCUGCAGGCCGAGUAGAGAAUAUGCAUGAAAAUUUAUCCGAGGUGCUUGCUGAUAACGCCACUCAUUCGAAAAUUGAGCGUCUUGAGAUAAAGUACAUUGAUCUCAGUCAACGUCUGUCUGCAUCACGUGAUCUCGCUGAGUUCAUUUGUAAGAUGCCUAAUCUCAGGGAACUUUGUCUCGGUAGUGAAUAUAAAGAAACACUUCCCUCACUUCACGAAGAGUUCUAUUCAACGUUAUCAUCCUUAGCAUCAUCCGCAAAGAUUGAGCGUCUUGAUAUUAAUUACAUUGAUCUUAGUCAACGUCUGUCUGCAUCACGUGAUCUCGCUCAGUUCAUUUGUAAGAUGCCUCAUCUCACGGAACUUCUUCUCGGUGAUAAAUAUGGAAACGCCAGUCCCUCACUUCAUGAAGAGUUCUAUUCAACGUUAUCAUCCCUAGCAUCAUCCGCAAAGAUUGAGAUUCUUCAUCACAAUGAGAAUCUCAGUCAACGUCCGUCUGCAUCACGUGAUCUUGCUCAGUUCAUCUGUAAGAUGAAUCAUCUGAAGAACCUCACACUCUCCGGUCAGUAUCAUGAUGACUUCUACUCAACAGCAUCGUCGGUGGCAUCAACUGCAAAGGUCGAGAUUCUUUAUCACAAUGAGAAUCUGAGUCAACGUCCGUCUGCAUCACGUGAUUAUGCUCAGUUCAUCUGUAAGAGGAAUCAUCUGAAGAACCUCACACUCUCCGGUCAGUAUCAUGAUGACUUCUACUCAACAGCAUCGUCGGUGGCAUCAACUGCAAAGGUUGAGAUGCUUCAUCACAAUGAGGAUCUCAGUCAACGUACGUCUGCAUCACGUGAUCUUGCUCAGUUCAUCUGUAAGAUGAAUCAUCUGAAGAACCUCAAACUCGACGGUCAGUAUCAUGAGGAUUUCUACUCAACAUCAUUGUCGAUGACAUCAACUGCAAAGGUUGAGAUUCUUCAUGUCAGCGAAAAUCUCAGUCAAUGUCCGUCUUCAUCACGUAAUCUUGCUCAGUUCAUCUGUAAGAUGAAUCAUCUGAAGAACCUCACACUCUCCGGUCAGUAUCAUGAUGACUUCUACUCAACAUCAUUGUCGAUGGCAUCAACUACAAAGAUUGAGAUUCUUCAUCACAGUGAGAAUCUGAGUCAACGUCCGUCUUCAUCACGUGAUCUUGCUCGGUUCAUCUGUAAGAUGAAUCAUCUGAAGAACCUCACACUCUACUACGGUCCGUAUCAUGAUGACUUCUACUCAACAGUUUCGUCGAUGGCAUCAACUGCAAAGAUUGAGAUUCUUCAUCACAAUGAGAAUCUCAGUCUACGUCCGUCUGCAUCACGUGAUCUUGCUCAGUUCAUCUGUAAGAUGAAUCAUCUGAAAAACCUUACACUCGACGGUCAGUAUCAUGAUGACUUCUACUCAACAUCAUUGUCGAUGGCAUCAACUGCAAAGAUUGAGAUUCUUCAUCUCAAAGAGAAUCUCAGUCAACGUCCGUCUGCAUCACAUGAUCUUGCUCAGUUCAUCCGUAAGAUGAAUCAUCUGAAGAACCUCACUCUCUCCGGUCAGUAUCAUGAUGACUUCUACUCAACAGCAUUGUCGAUGGCAUCAACUGCAACGGAUUACUGCAACACAAGCUCAACUGUGACUGAUCUAACCGUUACUGAUAGUACACUAAAAGAAUGGCAGGAUUGUGGAUCGAUGUUUGACAAUGUGAAGAGGUUCACCAUACAGGUACGGGGCACGAUCAGAUGUGACGUCAUUCAGAGGAUCCAUCUACCAGCAGCGACAGAGCUCACCAUUCAAACAUAUGAGUAUAAUAGGAAACCGGCUUCUCUCCACGAUGAUCCCACUGCACUACACAAUGCACUUCACAAGGUCUCAUCUCAGCUUGUCAAGGUCACAUUCACAGAUCUCUACACCGGUAACAAUCAGACCAAACGCAUUAUUCAAGCUUUCAGAUCAACACACGAUCUCAAAAAUCUGAGGAUCCUGGGGUUCAUAAGAUGUGGGACUGAUGAGAGCUUCGAUUCUUGUAUUGACUCCAAUGAUGAGCAUAAUAUUACUGUGGAGAUAGUACAUGGCAAACCAGUGGGGUAA